AUACAGAUAUUACACAUACAUCUUCACAAAAUGGUUGAGGAUUCAAUCUGUCAACGCCCCUCCUUUUUCUGUAUUUUAGUUUUUGGCAUUUUUAUCUGCUAAUUCCUCAGCAGCAAAUUCCAAGUUCUACUCCUUUUCUCACUCUUUCUCUUUGACCCAUUUUUCAACAGAAUCUCAUCCUCCUCCUCCGCCUUCCAUUUCCACAACUGGGUUUUCUUUUUCCCUUUUUCUCAAAACGAUUUGAACCAUUUUUUCUUUUGGUUUUUUGGUUAACAUUUGCAUUAUCUGUGGGGCUAUGGCAAUUUAGAGGAGACCAAGUUUUCUUUAUUUCCUUUUGGGGUUCUCCAAAAUUGUAUUUUAUUUUUGGGUUUUGGGUUACAGAGAGGGAAACACACACUCUCUCUCCCUCUUAUUUUUCUUGUGUUUCUAGUCCUCCUCUAUUGACCAAAAAAAAAAAGUCCUCCUCCACUCUCUGGUUCGGGAGUGGUAGCUAGGGUUUGGGAGUAGUAGCUAGGGUUUUGGUGGGUUUGCUCUGAAUUGGGCAGUUAUGGUGAGAAAACAUGGAUGGCAACUGCCUGCUCACACCUUCCAGGUUGGCGCUAUUACUGUAUUCUGCUUGUUAGUGGUUGCCUUCUAUGCUUUCUUUGCUCCCUUCCUUGGAGGCCGUAUCUGGGAAUAUGUUUUGAUUGGUGGUUACUCUCCUGUGGCACUGCUCGUCUUCAUUCUUUAUGUUCGAUGUACUGCAAUAAACCCUGCAGAUCCUGGAAUUAUGUCCAAGUUUGGAAACGGAGUUCCAAAUGGUAUCAAUCCAAAUCACAGGUUAUCAGCAAAAGACUUGCCGAGAAAGUUCGAUGAAGCCACCACAGGCCAUUCUUCUCCAUCAUCAGUUUCCAGAAGUUCUUUGGCUGGAGCUAACUCUAGUAGGAAAGGGUCAGUAGGAGAACUUGGGGUUGUAAAUAUUCCGGAAGAACCCACAGCUGGGAAUUGCAUUGGAGGAAUUUGCUGUGCGUUGUUUGUACACGAAGAUUGCCGCAAACCACAGGAAGGGGCAACUGAGAAUCAGGGUGGUGAAGAUGCUUUGUUCUGCACAUUGUGCAAUGCUGAGGUCCGCAAGUUCAGCAAACACUGUAGAAGUUGUGAUAAAUGCGUGGAUGGGUUUGAUCACCACUGUCGGUGGCUUAACAAUUGCGUCGGACACAAAAAUUACAUGACUUUUAUAUGUUUGAUGGCCACCAGUCUUCUUUGGCUUGUUAUUGAAGCUGGAGUUGGUAUUGCUGUCCUGGUGCGCUGCUUUGUUAAUAAGACAAACAUGGAGGCAGAAAUUAUUGAUAGACUUGGAAAUGGUUUCACACGUCCCCCAUUUGCAACGGUUGUGGCUUUAUGCACUGCAGUUUCUAUGCUGGCAUGUGUUCCACUUUGCGAACUGUUCUUCUUCCACAUGAUACUUAUUAGGAAGGGUAUUACAACCUAUGAGUAUGUUGUGGCGAUGCGAGCGAUGAGUGAGGCACCUGGAGGAGCAUCUGUUGAUGAGGCUUUCCAAAAUUACAUGCACUCCCCAACAGGAUCGGCUACAACUGGCUUGAGUGGAGGAAGUUCUUUAGGUCUGCAAUACAAGGGUGCAUGGUGUACCCCUCCCAGAGUAUUUGUGGAUUAUCAGGAGGAAGUUGUACCACAUUUGGAGCCUGGAAUGGUCCCAUCAACUAUUGAUCCAGACGCAGCUGGAACUACAGAAAGAGAGCAAAAAGGUCCUAAAAGGCCUGUCCGCAUUAGUGCUUGGAAGCUUGCAAAAUUGGAUUCCACUGAGGCCAUGAGAGCAGCAGCCAAGGCCAGGGCAUCAUCCUCCGUUCUACGACCACUGGAUAAACCUGAUCUUGAACUCAGUUCAAGUGGCAAUAUGAGUGUGCGGAGUAGUUUAAGCACUGAUACGGGGGCAAAUAAAGAGAUGAAGAAUGAUCUGAGGUUGUCAAGAAAUUCCUAUGCUCCAAGUCAAGGUAGCCGAGAUGAGUAUGAAACUGGGACUCAAAGCGUAAGUAGCUUCAGUAGUCCGACCCAUGUUCAAGAAGCAGUCACACUUAGCCCUCUGCCACAGGCUCUGGGUGUGGGACGUUUUAGCUCUGCCACUUCAGUCCCCAGCUUAGUUCCUGACCGUCCAUUAACUGCCAAGGCAACAUUGCCUAAUGUCAGCAUGGGAUUUGAUGAAAGGAUCAUGCAGAGGGGAAGUACAGCUGAUCCGUUACAACUUUCAGCUCCAAUUAUGCAGAGGGGAAGUACUACGGGAUUUGAUGAAAGGAUCAUGCAGAGGGGAAGUACAGCUGAUCCGUUACAACUUUCAGCUCCAAUUAUGCAGAGGGGAAGUACUACUGAUUCAAUGCUGCUUUCAGCUCCACCUACUUCUCUUUUCAGGGAUGUCCGAAGGACAUCUGUUGUUUGGGACCAAGAAGCAGGGCGAUACGUCUCAGUUCCUGUGUCGGCUUCUGAAGCUCGAAACCGGUCAUCCAUACAAACAGGAUUUUCAAAUCCUAAUGCAGAAGCAAGCCAUAGUAGAAGACCAGUUAUUCCGCCACAGGUGCCUUCAUCUUCUGUAGCAAAGCCUCCAGCACAAGUAGCAGAGAAACUGAUGUACACAGGGGAUUCUAUAUUCUUUGGUGGCCCGCUUUUGAGUGUACCAGUGAGGGAUAAUUUGAGAAAUGAAAGGGAUUUGGGUUCAAGAGAGGGCCAAGAGAGGGCAGGGCUGAACUUGCCUAGGGAAUCCAGAUUCAGACGUGAUUCUACCUCAAACCAGCUUCCUGUGUUUAUUCCGGGGGGUUUUGAGAACAACUCUUCUUUUUGGCCUGGUUCAAAAUAGUGUUAAGCGACUGAAACAAGUGCAUGUUAAUCUCUUCCUCCUUGCCAGGAUUGUGUAGUGGAGGAGCAUGAAAGUCGAGCCAACCUUGUUCCUUGCAACCUGGCUGCUUGAGAUUGUCGCUAACAGAGUUCUCGCAUGGGGUUCAAGCAGUUUCUUCAAUGAAAUUCUGGUUCAACACACCGGCUCUACCUGAGGUUUGUAAAUGAGGCGAUCGUAGAAAUGUUUCUUGCACUUUCUUGACAUUGUAGGCAAAGAUUUUAUGUUACAGAGCUCCAUUUAUGCUCUGAAUUUUAAUUUAUUAUCGUAUCUUUCCCACUAUUUGAGAUGGAGCAUGUAGAUGUAUAUUUUCAGGAUUUA
Molecule: messenger RNA, 3202 nt
Organism: Malus domestica (apple)
Lineage: Eukaryota; Viridiplantae; Streptophyta; Magnoliopsida; Rosales; Rosaceae
Product: probable protein S-acyltransferase 19
Biological process (GO): peptidyl-L-cysteine S-palmitoylation; protein targeting to membrane
Cellular component (GO): Golgi apparatus; endoplasmic reticulum
Molecular function (GO): protein-cysteine S-palmitoyltransferase activity
Source: RefSeq, a predicted model, not a curated record